Molecule: messenger RNA, 201 nt
Organism: Mitosporidium daphniae
Lineage: Eukaryota; Fungi; Microsporidia
Exons: 2
Coding region: 1-201 (66 amino acids)
Biological process (GO): UDP-alpha-D-glucose metabolic process; glycogen metabolic process
Cellular component (GO): cytoplasm
Molecular function (GO): UTP:glucose-1-phosphate uridylyltransferase activity
Source: RefSeq, a predicted model, not a curated record
AUGAGUCGUUUUGCCUCUCCGCCGCAUAUCCUUGAUCUGGACCAUUUGACGGUUAGUGGAGAUGUCACAUUCGGUUCCGGUGUCGUCCUUAAGGGGACCGUUAUCAUUGUCGCAAACCAUGGAUGUCAUAUUGACAUACCGUCUGGAUCAAUUCUGCACGACAAUGUGAUUUCUGGCAAUUUGAGAAUCAUGGAUCAUUAG